Molecule: messenger RNA, 1116 nt
Organism: Colletotrichum godetiae
Lineage: Eukaryota; Fungi; Ascomycota; Sordariomycetes; Glomerellales; Glomerellaceae
Product: cysteine synthase
Exons: 2
Coding region: 1-1116 (371 amino acids)
Cellular component (GO): cytoplasm
Source: RefSeq, a predicted model, not a curated record
AUGAGCCGCAUCGCCGUGCGUCGCUUCGCGACGACGGCCGUCCGCGCCAUUGACCCGCCCUCCGCUUACUCCCUCAACCUCUCCCGCGCGCAAGGAGUCGUAAAGGGCCUCACCGGCGCAAUCGGCAACACCCCGCUCAUCCGCCUCAACCGCCUCUCCGCCGAAACAGGCUGCGAAGUCCUCGGCAAAGCAGAAUUCAUGAACCCAGGCGGCUCCGUCAAAGACCGCGCGGCCCUCUACGUCGUCAAAGACGCCGAGGAGCGUGGGCUCCUGAAGCCCGGCGGCACCGUCGUCGAGGGCACCGCCGGCAACACGGGCAUCGGCUUGGCCCACGUGUGCCGCUCAAAGGGAUACAAGCUCGUCAUUUACAUGCCCAACACGCAAUCCCAGGGCAAGAUCGAUCUGCUGCGGCUGCUGGGCGCCGAGGUGUACCCCGUGCCCGCGGUGGCGUUUGAGAAUCCGGAGAAUUAUAACCACCAGGCGCGCCGCCAUGCCGAGAGGCUGGAGAAUGCGGUGUGGACGAAUCAGUUUGACAACAUCGCGAACCGGAGGGCGCAUAUCGAGACUACGGGCCCGGAGAUCUGGGAGCAGACGCAGGGGAAGAUUGAUGCGUUUACGUGUGCCACGGGGACGGCUGGUACUCUGGCCGGAACGACGCGCUACCUUAAAGACGUAUCCAACGGCCGCGUCAAGUCCUUCCUCGCCGACCCCCCGGGUAGCGUCCUCCACUCGUACGUGUCCUCGGGCGGACAGCUCGUCGAGCGAAGCGGGUCCAGCAUCACCGAGGGGAUCGGCCAGGGCCGCAUCACGGACAACUUGCAGCCCGACAUCGGCCUCGUCGACGGGUCGCUCACGAUUGCCGACGAGAAGAGCAUAGAGAUGGUGUACCGCUGCCUCGACGAGGAAGGGCUGUACUUGGGCGCCAGCUCGGCUCUGAAUGUUGUCGCUGCCAAGGAGGUGGCGGAGAAGCUCGGCAAGGGGAACACGGUCGUGACAAUUCUGUGCGAUGGCGCGUAUCGGUAUGCUGAGCGAUUAUUUUCGCGCAAGUGGCUUGAGGAGAAGAAGCUUUUGGGGGCGAUACCGAAGCAUUUGGAAAAGUACAUUGUUUUGCCUUGA